CCCGAGGGGCGAGGCCCGAGGCGGCCCCGGAGUGGACGGGGCUACGAAGUGGUGGCGAAAGAGAGCGAAGUCUGUGCAGGACGGAGAGCGCCUACCCAAGGCAGGAACAGCCCAGAGCCGGCUGAGGCAUCUGCGGCCGGCCUGGGGACAGCGGCUGCAGCCGGUGAGGACAGAGGUCCUCCGGAAAAGUGAGAGCAGGCGUUUGAGGGUGGGCGCCGGGGCGCCAGUGGCUGCUUUUACUCAUCUUUGGGUCUCCGGAUCCUCUGGGGCUGGGUUGCGCUGCUUGGUGAGUGCCCCAUCCCUCUAGAGGACCAGCCCAAGGCCCUUCAGACUGCCCAGGAGCGGCGGUGGUCAUGGUGAAUGAAGGUCCCAGCCAGGAGGAGUGCGAUGACACCCCGGUGCAGCCCUGCGACUUGGUCCAGGGGGACCCCAGCAUCUCCAUCCACCCUAGCGUCUCCGUCUACCCUAGCAGCUCGGCCCAUCCCAGUACCUUGGCCCACCCCAGUACUUUGGUCCAACCCAGUAGCUCGGGGCCGGAGGACCUCAGCGUGAUCAAAGUGAGCAGGUGGCGUUGGGCAGUGCUCCUGGUGUUUAGCUGCUACUCCAUGUGCAACGCCUUCCAGUGGAUCCAGUAUGGCUCCAUUAAUAACAUCUUCAUGAGCUUCUACGGGGUCAGUUCCUUCGCCAUCGACUGGCUGUCCAUGUGCUACAUGGUGACCUACAUCCCUCUGCUCCUGCCCGUUGCCUGGCUGCUGGAGAAGUACGGUCUGCGAACCAUCGCUCUCACCGGCUCCGCUCUCAACUGCCUGGGGGCCUGGGUGAAGCUGGGCAGCCUGAAGCCCCACCUCUUCCCGGUCACCGUGCUGGGCCAGGUCAUCUGCUCCAUGGCCCAGGUCUUCAUCCUGGGCAUGCCCUCCCACAUUGCUUCGGUCUGGUUCGGGGCAGAUGAAGUUUCAACAGCCUGCUCCGUGGCUGUCUUUGGUAAUCAGCUUGGAAUUGCAAUUGGGUUCUUGGUACCUCCUAUUUUGGUACCCAAUGUCAACGACCAGGACAAGCUUGCCUACCAUAUCAGCAUCAUGUUCUUCAUCAUAGGAGGUGUGGCCACUCUCCUCUUCAUUCUGGUCAUCAUUGUGUUCAAGGAGAAGCCUAAACACCCCCCUAGCAGGGCCCAGUCCCUAAGCUAUGCCUUGACGUCCACUGAUGCUUCAUAUUUCAGUUCCAUUGUCCGGCUCUUCAAAAACCUCAACUUUGUGCUGCUUGUCAUCACCUAUGGUCUGAAUGCUGGAGCUUUUUAUGCCCUAUCCACUCUACUGAAUCGAAUGGUGAUCUUCCAUUACCCGGGGGAAGAAGUGAACGCUGGACGGAUCGGCCUAACCAUCCUCAUUGCAGGAAUGUUUGGGGCUAUGAUUUCAGGCAUUUGGCUUGAUAAGUCCAAAACCUACAAGGAGACAACCCUGGUGGUGUAUAUCAUGACUCUGGUGGGCAUGGUGGUCUACACAUUGACUUUGAACCUGGGACAUCUGUGGGUAGUGUUCGUCACUGCUGGCACGUUGGGCUUCUUUAUGACUGGCUAUCUCCCGCUGGGGUUCGAGUUUGCCGUGGAGCUCACAUACCCAGAAUCGGAGGGCAUGUCGUCUGGCCUCCUCAACGUGUCUGCACAGGUAUUUGGAAUCAUCUUCACCAUCUCCCAGGGCCAGAUUAUUGACAACUAUGGAACCAGGCCUGGGAACAUCUUCCUGUGUGUGUUCCUUACCCUUGGCUCAGCCCUCACUGCUUUCAUUAAGGCAGAUCUCCGGAGGCAAAAGGCAAACAAAGAAAUUCCUGAGACUGGCUGCCUGCCUGCUUUGCCUUACAGAAAGCCCAGGAGGAGGAAGAGGAGGAGGACAGUAACACCAGCACAGCACCCACUGUCAUAACGGAGGUCCAUCUCUGACAGCCAGAGGUGGCAGCGACUCAGGGAACACGAACAUCCCACCUCUUCACUUACCCCAGCUCUCACUGCCACCGCAGGUCUUCAUUGGAGAAGCUUUUGGAGGGAAUCAGCUGAAAUAUUUGUGGCUUGCAUGGCAGUGCCUAUGCCUCCGGGAACCCCAUAAGAGCUUGGUGGGUACCUUCCAUCGAAUGCAGACUGGAUUCCCGCCCCCUCCGCCUUUGAGGAGCUCGAGGGUGGCAGUGUUGGGCAGGGCUGGUGGAUGGUACUGGAGUCAUCCUGUCUUGGCCGCUGGUCUUCCCUUAUCAUCUUUACCCUCAUGGAGAAAAUGUGUAAAAUUAUCACAGGCAGAAAGCUUAUUCAGGAUAUGAACUUUUUCCUAGUGUCUUAGGGCCUCACCUGAAGCCCAUUUCUAAGGAAAGGCAAGUGGCUCCGCCUUCUUUCUGCGUUCCUAAGUCAUCAGAGGGACUGUUCAACAGCCUCACAGGGUAACUCCCUUAGGACCCUUGGCCCCAGCUGGAAUCUGUCUAAUUUUGGGAUCUAUCUCCGUAUUCUCCUAGGAGCUGAUCAGACCAAACGUCAAUAAACUUGACCAAUAUUUUGUUGUGGCCAUGCCGAAGGAACUGACUGGGGAGGGGUGACUACCUUGAGGUGGUAUGGGAAGGUAGUUUUCCUACAAAAGCAGUUCUUGUCCAGGUACGUCAGUGUGUCCUUGGCCACUCCAUACGCCCUCAUCUGGACACUGCACUGGGACACUCAGCCAUCAGCCUAAGUGCGUGUUUUAUCCCAAGGGAGCAAUCACAGCCAACUUCACCCUCAACUUCACUGAAAAUCCGCUCUGACAAGUCCAAGGCUGCUGCUGAGAGAUGAAAGAACAGGGCUAGGAGGAAAGGUGCUUCUUGAAAUGGGUAUUGAGUCUGCUUGAACUGAACAUAUCCCACCUCCGGCGGGGACAGCAUUUGCACACCCACCCCCUCUCCCACCUCCUGCUAGCUAUAGUCUGGGUCAGAUAUUCUAAAGUUAAAAGGAUCCCCUUUAACCAACAGAAGCUGGCCUGCUUUCCUGCCUGGCCUGCUGUCUGGGUCUUCUCUCAGGCAUCAGUAGCAUCUCCUGAAACAAGAAGAGUUUAGGGAUUUUUCCUGUGCAUCGAGCAGCUGUGACACGACCACUGUGCUGUCUGGCUUUGGCCACGGUCCUGGCCUCAAUGUCAUCAGAACAGCCUGGCCUGGCUGGGUGCUGCUGGUAGCCCGGGGGGACAAGAUCAGUGUAUUUGUGUACAGAGCUAAGCAAGGGAUGGGAUGCUGUGUAUGUAAUAAAAGAAGUCUACUCUUGUGGCGAAGGGGGGGUUGGGGUAGAAGGGAGCUGUGCCUCACUUUUUGUCAGGAGACAAAUAUUUAUUCUUCAGUCCCUCAAAAUAUUUUAAGAGCGUGUUUACUGAAUCCAGGGCUUUAUUUUAAAAACGCAAGUUGUAGUUUCUAUUUGUGAUACCAAUUUUUGAGGCAAUAAAGGGUUCCUAAAGUG
Heterocephalus glaber (naked mole-rat) is the source of this 3451-nucleotide messenger RNA. RefSeq names its product FLVCR choline and putative heme transporter 2 (gene Flvcr2). Gene Ontology annotation, cellular component: membrane. Gene Ontology annotation, biological process: transmembrane transport; heme export. Lineage: Eukaryota; Metazoa; Chordata; Mammalia; Rodentia; Bathyergidae. The record is from RefSeq and is a predicted model, not a curated record. Gene Ontology annotation, molecular function: heme binding; heme transmembrane transporter activity.